AGUUCGGGUGUCUGACUUUUCCACAACAUUUGGAAAGGACAGUGGAAAGUCUUUGACAACCCCGGAACGCUGAAGACGGUCGUCAGAAAAGGAGACGUCAGACAUCUGAGACGUCAGAUUCCCACCGGGAGUCAGAGAGCCGCCUGGGUCUGACUGGAAGUCAUUGGCGCCAGCGUGGGAGCCCUGGGCUCCAGGCCCGCUGCCGGAGCAGUUCUAAGCUUGACGGUGGGUAGAGCUGCCCCCAAAACCGCCUGAGUACACUGGUUUUCUUAAUCUUUGGCAUCAACCGUGCACUCUGCCAGCCAGUUAAGAAAAAAUGGCUUCUCAAAAGGACACCGACAGCCUUAGUUUCAAAGAUGGUUCCCCCAACUGUGAAUCUGCAGCUCAAGCUAAGGAACCAAAUAAUGCCGAGGAAAAGAAGUUCCAGAGACUAAGAGACAACCAGGGCUCCUGUCGGAUUUACCAGCGAGCUAUGGCGGGAGUCCUAGGAAACUCAAUGUCUAACAGAAAGAGUGAGGCUGUCACUAGAUCAAAAGUAAGCAGCAUAGAGCUUGGUAAACCUAGAGCCCCUGCUAUGCCUACAACCUCUGGUAAGGGUCCUAAGGCUCGAGGAUGGCCUGGCAUGGAACCUCCUGAGGCUGGGGCUGAGCACCCUAAUGCUGGAGAAAAUCCUGGCACGGAGCUUCCUGAGGAUAGGAAAAAACAUUCUCAGGCUAUGGUAAACCCUGGAGUGGGGCACCGUAGACCUGGAGCUGCUCCACAACCUGAAAGGGCGCCCCCUAAGUCCGGGGCAGAGGCUCCUGAGCCUGGAAGGGAACCUCCAGCGCUCAGACCAGAGGCUCCUGAACCUGAAACAGCUGCUCCUAAGGCAGAAGGGGAGCAUGCAAAACGUGAAGCCUGUCCAGAGCCUAGAGUUGUACGUCCAAAGAUCAGAGAGGUGUGUCCGAAGAUCAGAGAGGUGCGCCCAAAGGCUAACUCCGGAUGGAAGGCAAGUCAAUAUCCAUCCAGCAUUGUCUCCUUUACUACUCAGGAAGGGUCAUGCUCAAAGAUGAGUGGAUUUGAUAAGGAGCCACUUGCUGACCAGAGGACAGUCAUUCAUGAGAGAAACUAUCAAUCCUUAAACUUGCAAGAUGAGGAUAACAUAAGCUCAGUAAUUGAAAAGCCUGAAAAGAUGAUUGAGGUCACCACCUCUUCAGAAAGUGACUGGCCUGAUGUGCCUGAGGAGGAACUAUUUUCACUGGGCCCCACAGUUGCUGCAGAGUUUCCAGUCCAUGACAAUGACCAUGCCAGCUCCCCUGACAGCAGCGAGACCUCCAGAGCAGCCUUGGGGGGGACAUUUACAUCUGAGUUCCCCAAAGGUUAUUCCUACUACUCGGUGAGCUCUGAAGAGACUGACAUGCAUAUCCCCAGAAUGGGUGAAGAAUAUAGACAUCCUCAUGUAACUUUACCCUCCAGACUUACAGAAGAGCUAACCAUAACAGAAGGUUUCACUGAUACCCACUGUCACUUGGACAUGCUGUAUGCCAAGCUAUCCUUCAAAGGAAACUUUAGCACAUUCAGGCAAGUUUAUUCCCACACCUUCCCUAAUGAGUUUGAGGGCUGCAUUACUGAUUACUGUGAUCCUCGUACCCUAGAAUACAACAAUUGGGAAGAGCAUUUGAAAGAUGACAUGAUUUGGGGGGCAUUUGGUUGUCACCCUCAUUUUGCAUGUUACUACACAGAUGAUCAGGAAAGACGCAUCUUGCAUGCCUUAAGGCACCCUAAGACUAUAGCCUUUGGGGAGAUGGGGUUAGAUUAUUCUUACAAGUGCCACACACCAAUUCCAAAGCAGAUGAGGGUAUUUGAGAGGCAGCUACAGCUGGCAGUGUCUCUCCAGAAGCCAGUGGUGAUUCACUGCCGAAAUGCUGACAAAGAUCUGCUGGCCAUCUUGAAAAGGUAUGUGCCCCACGACUACAAGAUCCACAGGCACUGUUUUACUAGUGAUUACCAAGUCAUUCAACCCAUGCUGGAAUACUUUACAAAUAUGUAUGUAGGCUUCACAGCACUUGUAACUUACACCUCUUCUUGGAAGAUCCAAGACUCUGUGAGGAAAAUACCACUGGAAAGGCUGCUGGUUGAAAGUGAUGCUCCUUACUUUGUGCCUCGGGGUGUUUCUAGGGCUGCUUGCCGGUAUUCUCACCCAGGCAUGGCCAUGCAUGCAAUAAGGGAAAUUGCCAAAGUCAGAAAUGAGCCUGUUACUCACAUCCUGACUGCCUUACGUGAGAACACCAGGCGCAUCUACAAUAUUUAA
Jaculus jaculus (lesser Egyptian jerboa) is the source of this 2290-nucleotide messenger RNA. Its product is annotated as putative deoxyribonuclease TATDN2. The coding region runs from base 317 to 2290 and encodes 657 amino acids. The transcript has 2 exons. The record is from RefSeq and is a predicted model, not a curated record. NCBI's taxonomy places the organism in Eukaryota, Metazoa, Chordata, Mammalia, Rodentia, Dipodidae. Gene Ontology annotation, molecular function: hydrolase activity, acting on ester bonds.